This is a messenger RNA of Carassius gibelio (silver crucian carp), 1921 nucleotides long. Its product is annotated as AN1-type zinc finger protein 5. Gene Ontology annotation, molecular function: zinc ion binding; DNA binding. NCBI's taxonomy places the organism in Eukaryota, Metazoa, Chordata, Actinopteri, Cypriniformes, Cyprinidae. Bases 190 to 807 code for a protein of 205 amino acids. The record is from RefSeq and is a predicted model, not a curated record. The transcript has 5 exons.
CCGCGGAGGUGUCAAUCACCGUGACGUCACGACCACUAUUAAAGAAAACUAACAAACAGCAGCAAGAAAAACACAGACACACACCGGCGGAAUAACAGCACGGACCGUCGCCGAGGGUGUAAAACAAAGUCUUUAUACUGUGGGAGCUUCUCUUUUUACUCGGAUAAGGAAUCGCUCAUUUUUGGAGAGAUGGCCCAGGAGACCAAUCAAAGCCCCAUGCUCUGUGCCACCGGCUGCGGGUUCUACGGCAACCCUCGGACCAAUGGCAUGUGCUCGGUCUGUUACAAAGAGCAUCUAACACGACAGAACAACGGGGGAGUCAGUCCUAUUAGCACAAUGGCAGCUUCCAGCAGUCCUACCUCUGAAUCCUCGGCCAUCCAGAUCAUAGAAGCUACGCUAAACAACUCCUCGUCUGCUAGCGCUGAGUCACCUAGCGGCUCCGCGGCUGCUCUUCCCGUUACACAACAGAUGACGGAGAUGAGCAUUUCUUGUGAAGACGAGGGGGUCUUGCCUAAAGUUGAACUUCCUGAACCAGUUGUCACUCAGCCGACAGCAUCCAGCGCUCCUCUGAGCACCGCUGAAGAGACCAAAACCCCCGACGCCCUCAAACCCAAGAGGAACAGGUGCUUCAUGUGCCGCAAGAAGGUCGGCCUGACAGGGUUCGACUGCCGCUGUGGGAAUCUCUUCUGUGGACUCCAUCGCUACUCGGACAAGCACAACUGCCCCUACGACUACAAGGCGGAGGCUGCGGCCAAGAUCCGCAAAGAGAACCCGGUGGUGGUGGCCGACAAGAUUCAGAGAAUAUAAAGCGCUCGCCAUCGCAAGAGAGAUCGGAUACAAGGACUCGCACUUUGACCUGUGCUCCAAGAGACUAGUUUUUUAAAUUACAGUAUGGGAAAGAAUCUUGUUUCUAAGCCAAUGCAUGAGUGAUCACUUUGUUUCCAUCUUUCUUUUGCUUUCUGUUGAUGAUAUAUGAGCUUCAAGUUAAAACAAAUGGAAAAAAGAGAGCCUAUAAAAGGUGUGAAGCCAGAGACAUUUGGCUAACGAGAGGAAGACGUUGUGCUGAAGGAUCCCGGUCGGACUCUGACCCGAGCAGCAGUGCAUGGCUGGUUCAUGUAGCAAGGACGCUCUUCUGUCUCCUGUUCUCCAGACAGCCUUCUUUCUGCUCGAGCCUCAGCCAGCUGUUGGAGUGAUGCUGGGGUUUCCCUGUCGGUCGACUGUUAAGAAUGAUUUUUAAACCAUUGACAGACUUCGUGAAAAAUAUGUAAUCCAAUUGGGAUGGUUUAACGCAGCCAGACCAGAAUGAGCGACUGCAUCCAUGAUACCCUGUCAAGUUCAGAUGAGGUUGGACAUGGCCACAACACAAAACCAGUUAUUCAUUCUCCCACAAGGUCCUUUAAGACAUUUGUAUUCAUUUCAUUGAGUUGUAAUGUGACACUGGUUUGAUGGAUGGGCUCGUUGGGUUUAAAUGGGUGUUUUGCAUGGGUAGUGAAAUGAGUAUUUUACAGUAGACUGCAUACUUUUCUUCUGCUCUCUAAUUCACCUUUCUCACGUGUGACUUGAUCUUUUUAGUAGGUAUUGAGUGUUAAAUGCUGGUAAGAAAUGAUGGUAUUGUUUAGUGUCAUUUACUCAACCCUCAGGUGUUGUGUCAUUGGGAGGAUGUGAGUUAGUCGCCAUCGUUUUCAUCUGAGGCUCGGUCCGGUUCUUGUUUUUAGGUCUGGCUGCACAGCGCUGGUUUAUUUUAGAGCUUUGUGAGAUUACACCGUGAAAUUAACCAUCUGUUUGGAUUUGAUUUUUAGUUCUGCAAGCUUGUACAAACCAUCUUUUAUUUAUUUUAUGUAUUGCGCAUAUAAUCUUGUUACCCAACAUUACUGCGAAAUUGUAUCUUGUAAAUAAAAUGAUGUACAGAGAUAUUAUUAAA